CCACACACAUGGCCUGCUACGACCUCUGCCGCCCCUGCGGACCCACCCCGCUGGCUAACAGCUGCAACGAGCCCUGUGUCAGGCAGUGCGAGGAGUCCCGCGUCGUCAUCCAGCCUCCCGCCGUGCUGGUCACCCUGCCAGGACCCAUCCUCAGCUCCUUCCCCCAGAGCACCGCCGUCGGCUCCUCCUCAUCAGCUGCCGUGGGCAACGUCCUCGGCUCCCAGGGAGUGCCCGUCUCUUCCGGCCGCUUCGGCUACGGCUACGGCUUUGGAGGCCUGGGCUGCUACGGCGGCGGAAGGGGCUGCUACCCCUGCUAAGGGCCCUGCCCACCACCCC
This is a messenger RNA of Phalacrocorax carbo (great cormorant), 336 nucleotides long. Lineage: Eukaryota; Metazoa; Chordata; Aves; Suliformes; Phalacrocoracidae. The record is from RefSeq and is a predicted model, not a curated record.